Messenger RNA from Juglans regia (Persian walnut), 1030 nucleotides. Its product is annotated as putative cyclin-B3-1. NCBI's taxonomy places the organism in Eukaryota, Viridiplantae, Streptophyta, Magnoliopsida, Fagales, Juglandaceae. The transcript is spliced from 8 exons. Gene Ontology annotation, biological process: mitotic cell cycle phase transition; regulation of cyclin-dependent protein serine/threonine kinase activity. The coding region runs from base 112 to 975 and encodes 287 amino acids. The record is from RefSeq and is a predicted model, not a curated record. Gene Ontology annotation, molecular function: cyclin-dependent protein serine/threonine kinase regulator activity. Gene Ontology annotation, cellular component: cytoplasm; cyclin-dependent protein kinase holoenzyme complex; centrosome.
GAAGCCACAGAAGGACAGCUUCCAUCUGAUGCUGAUGGCAAUCCAAGGGUUGUACCAGAUAUCAUUGCUACUAGAAAAUCUGCUCGGAGGAGAUCUUAUACAUCUUCCUUAAUGGCAAGAUCAAAGUUAAUAGAGAAGUGUGGUGAAGCAAUGAAGUUGGAAGAGCUACCAAGUAUUGAUGACAUUUGCAAUCAACUGGAAGUGGCUGAAUAUGUUGAUGAGAUCUAUCAGUACUAUUGGGUUACAGAGGCACAGAAUCAGUCUUUGGCAAAUUAUAUGUCAGUUCAGACAGACAUUACAGCUCAUAUGCGUGGUAUUCUGAUAAACUGGUUAAUUGAGGUACACUUCAAAUUUGAUUUAAUGCAAGAAACUCUAUAUCUCAUGGUGACCUUGUUAGAUGGAUUUCUUUCACAAGCUACCAUAAAGAAGAAUGAACUGCAGUUGGUUGGUCUUACUGCACUCUUGCUGGCAUCAAAAUAUGAAGACUUCUGGCAUCCCAGGGUCAAGGACUUAAUUAGUAUAUCAGCUGAAUCGUAUAGAAGAGAUGAAAUGCUUGCAAUGGAGAGGCUUAUUCUUAAGAAAUUGAAGUUUCGUCUUAAUGUUGCUACUCCUUAUGUGUUUAUGUUGAGAUUUCUCAAGGCUGCUCAGUCAGACACAAAGCUUGAACGCUUGGCGUUCUACCUCAUUGAACUUUGCUUAGUUCAAUAUGAAGCUUUAAAGUUCAAGCCCUCUUUGCUAUGUGCAUCAGCUAUCUAUGUUGCAAGGUGUACCCUGAACAUGACUCCAGCUUGGACCCCCUUGCUUUGCAAACAUGCACGCUAUGAAGAAUCCCAACUCAGGGAUUGUGCCGAGAUGAUCCUAAGAUUCCAUAAAGAUGCUGGAACAGGACAGUUGAGAGUCACAUACGAAAAAUAUCUGAAGCCUGAUCUCAGUAAUGUUGCAGCAAUAACAACUUUAGAUAGGCUUCCUCUUUGAUUACACUUGGUGUGGAUAGCCUCUGUAAUUGGCAUCAUAAUGGAAAGUGUGCAGG